UCUUUAGUUCUAAGCUUCCUUGUAACAGCUAACAGCCAUGGCAUUUGAUGGCACCUGGAAAGUAGAGAAGAGUGAAAAUUAUGAAAAAUUCAUGGAAGUAAUGGGUAUUAAUUUAGUGAAGAGGAAGCUUGGAGCCCAUGACAACCUGAAGCUCACAAUCAAACAAGAAGGAAACAAGUUCACCAUCCAUGAAUCCAGCAAUUUCCGCACCAUAGAUAUAGUGUUCAUUUUGGGAGAGAAGUUUGACUACAGCUUAGCUGAUGGAACUGAACUCAAUGGUGCCUGGGAGCUGCAAGGCACCCAACUGACAGGCACAUUCAACCGGAAGGAUAAUGGGAAGAAACUUGAAGCAUUGCGGGAAAUUGUAGGAGAAGAAAUGAUUCAGACUUACACCUACGAAGGAGUAACAGCCAAAAGGAUCUUCAAGAAAGCAUAAACAGCUACUACUGGAGACUGAAAUCCAAUAGAAGAGCACUUGUACUUUGUUUACAGCAACAACGUUUUCUUAACUGAAUGCAAAGUAACUAAGUUCUAAUAUUCAGUUAAGAUGUAUUUAUCUUUUAUGCUCCAUGAAUGUUUAACUAAAUGGUGUUGCUGAGUCUAAAUAUAAAAUUUGCUUUUUAUAAAUGGGAAAAAAUAAACACGAUUUCUACUCCUA
This is a messenger RNA of Python bivittatus (Burmese python), 658 nucleotides long. RefSeq names its product fatty acid binding protein 2 (gene FABP2). The record is from RefSeq and is a predicted model, not a curated record. Lineage: Eukaryota; Metazoa; Chordata; Lepidosauria; Squamata; Pythonidae. Gene Ontology annotation, molecular function: lipid binding.